Messenger RNA from Penaeus indicus, 420 nucleotides. RefSeq lists its product as uncharacterized. Bases 1 to 420 code for a protein of 139 amino acids. The record is from RefSeq and is a predicted model, not a curated record. The transcript has 4 exons. NCBI's taxonomy places the organism in Eukaryota, Metazoa, Arthropoda, Malacostraca, Decapoda, Penaeidae.
AUGAGCCACGAAGGGGCCUCCGCGAGCGACGAAGUGGUCUCAAUGGUCUCAAGUGGUCCCAUAUGGUCCCUAAGUGGUCUCAAUGGUCCCAUGUGGUCUCAAGUGCUCCCAUAUGGUCUCAAGUGCUCCCAUAUGGUCUCAAGUGCUCCCAUAUGGUCCCUAAGUGGUCUCAAGUGGUCCCAUGUGGUCUCAAGUGGUCCCAUGUGGUCUCAAGUGGUCUCCUAUGGUCCCAUAUGGUCUCAAGUGGUCUCCUAUGGUCCCAUAUGGUCUCAAGUGGUCCCAUGUGGUCUCAAGUGGUCCCUAAGUGGUCUCAAGUGGUCUCAAGUGAUCCCGUGUGGUCCCAUGUGGUCUCAAAUCCGUAGAAGUGCUGAUUUUCCUUGGUCUUCUUGGUUUAUGCUGGUUUUCCUGACCUGCAGAUAG